AUGGCGAGCACCAACACCAACACCAACAUCAACAGUAAUAGCACCCUCGCCCCAAGGCCGUCCCCGGGCGCCAUGCUCCAGGUCGACGCCGCCGCCCGGCCACGCGCCCCCAGCAACGCCGAUACCAUCGUGUCCACUGCCGGCUCCAACCCCUUCCUCACCCCGGCGACCGCCAGCCGCGCCACGAGCAUCAGCGAAGACUCGCGCAACCCGCUGGCCCCGGACCCGGGCACCGAGGCCGACUUUCACGUCGACGACAACCCCUUUGCCUUUUCGCCGGGCCAGCUGAACAAGCUCCUCAACCCCAAGUCGCUCGCUGCGUUCCAGGCCCUCGGCGGGCUCAAGGGCAUCGCCCGCGGGCUGCAGACAGAUGUCACGUCCGGCCUGAGCGUCGACGAGACUGGUGUUCCGACCAGGGUCCCCUUCAACGAUGCGGUGUCUCCCAUGCCGUUGUCGUCCGUCCCUCCUCCCCCUUAUAGCAAGUCUUCUUCCUCGUCUCCUUCGUCCGACCCCUUUUCCGACCGCAUCCGCGUGUACAAGCGCAACGUCCUGCCCGCAAAGAAGGCGACGCCGCUAUGGCGCCUUAUGUGGAACGCCUACAACGACAAGGUCCUCAUCCUGCUGACCGUCGCCGCCGUCAUCUCCCUCGCGCUCGGCCUCUACGAAACACUUGGAGUCGACCAUCCGCCUGGGUCGCCCGCGCCCGUAGACUGGGUCGAGGGCGUGGCCAUUUGCGCGGCCAUCAUCAUCGUCACCGCCGUCGGGUCUCUCAACGACUGGCAAAAGGAAAAGGCGUUUGUCAAGCUCAAUGCCCGCAAGGAGGAUCGCGAGAUCAAGGUCAUCCGCUCGGGACGCUCCUUCAUGAUCAACGUCCACGACAUUCUGGUUGGUGAUGUGCUUCACUUGGAGCCCGGUGACCUUGUUCCUGUGGAUGGCGUCUUCAUUGAGGGCCACGACCUGAAGUGCGACGAGUCCUCGGCGACUGGAGAGUCGGACGCGCUGAAGAAGACUGGCGGCGAUCAGGUUAUGCGAGCUCUGGAGACUGGCAAUGGCACCAAAGACCUGGAUCCUUUCAUCAUUUCCGGUGCCAAGGUCCUCGAAGGCAUGGGCACCUUUCUCUGCACCUCAGUCGGCGUAAACAGCAGCUUCGGCAAGAUCAUGAUGUCUGUCCGCACCGAGGUUGAAGCCACGCCGCUGCAGAAGAAGCUCGAGGGUCUCGCCCUCGCCAUCGCCAAGCUCGGCGGCGGCGCGGCUGCGCUUCUCUUCUUCGUACUGCUCUGUCGGUUUCUCGCCUCGCUAUCCGGACACACGGGUACGCCCUCUGAGAAGGCAUCUCUGUUUAUGGACAUUCUCAUCGUGGCCAUUACCAUUAUUGUUGUCGCGGUGCCCGAGGGCUUGCCGCUUGCGGUGACGCUCGCACUGGCCUUUGCCACGACGAGACUGCUCAAGGAGAAUAACCUGGUGCGCAUGCUGCGCGCUUGUGAGACCAUGGGGAACGCAACAACCAUUUGCUCCGACAAGACCGGCACUCUGACGACCAAUAAGAUGACUGUGGUCGCCGGCACGUUUGGCACCUCCAGCUUCGACAAGCCUGACGCGGAGAAGGCUUCGGCCUCGCCUGUCGGCCAGUGGGCGUCCAGCCUCCCGGAUGUGACCAAGGAGAUGAUUGUGCAGUCCGUCGCCAUCAACUCUACCGCCUUUGAGGGAGAAGAGGACGGCGAGGUCACCUUUAUCGGCUCCAAGACGGAGACGGCUCUCCUGCAGCUCGCGAGGGAUCAUCUUGGCCUUCAGUCCCUUGCCGAGGCGAGGGCCAACGAGCACGUUGUGCAGAUGAUGCCGUUCGACUCGAGCAAGAAGUGCAUGGGCGCCGUGGUCAAGCUGCGUUCCGGUCAAGGCUACCGACUUCUCGUCAAAGGCGCCUCCGAGAUUCUGCUCGGAUACUGCUCCGCAAAGGCCGACCCGCACUCGCUCGAGGAGGAGCCCCUGACCCCCAACGAUGUCGACUCCCUCCGACAGACCAUCGACCAGUACGCCAGCAAGUCGCUCCGCACGAUCGGCCUCGUGUAUAAAGACUAUGAGUCGUGGCCGCCGGCACACGCCGAGGUCAGCAACAGCGACAGCCAGCACGUCGAGUUCGCUUCCCUGCUGCAGGACCUCGUCUUCCUCGGCGUCGUCGGCAUCCAGGACCCCGUGCGGCCGGGCGUCCCCGAGGCGGUCAAGAAGGCCCAGCACGCGGGCGUCGUCGUGCGCAUGGUGACGGGCGACAACGUCGUCACGGCGCGGGCCAUUGCCACCGAGUGCGGCAUCUAUACCGAGGGCGGUGUUGUCAUGGAGGGCCCCGUCUUCCGCAAGCUCUCAGAGCAGGCUAUGAACGAGAUGCUUCCCAAGUUGCAGGUGCUGGCGCGCUCGUCGCCCGAGGACAAGCGGAUCCUGGUCACGCGCCUCAAGGCGCUAGGCGAGACGGUCGCCGUGACGGGUGACGGCACGAACGAUGCGCCUGCGCUCAAGGCCGCCGACGUGGGCUUCUCGAUGGGCAUCUCGGGAACCGAGGUGGCCAAGGAGGCGUCCGCAAUAGUGCUCAUGGACGACAACUUUGCCUCGAUCGUGACGGCCCUGAAGUGGGGAAGAGCCGUCAACGACGCUGUCCAAAAGUUCCUCCAGUUCCAAAUCACCGUCAACAUCACCGCCGUGCUCCUGGCCUUCAUCACUGCCGUCUACGACGAGCACAUGAAGUCUGUGCUCAAGGCAGUGCAGCUGCUCUGGGUCAACCUCAUCAUGGACACGUUCGCGGCGCUGGCCCUCGCCACGGAUCCGCCCACGGAGAAGAUUCUCGACCGGCCGCCUCAGGGCAAGAAGGCGCCUCUCAUCACCACCAACAUGUGGAAAAUGAUCAUCGGUCAGGCCAUCUUCCAGCUCGUCGUGACCCUGACGCUCUACUUUGCCGGCAUGGAGAUCCUCGGGUACGAGCCGGAGCAGCGCAUCGAGCUCGACACGCUCAUCUUCAACACGUUUGUGUGGAUGCAAAUCUUCAACGAGUUCAACAACCGGCGGCUCGACAACCGCUUCAACAUCCUCGAGGGCGUGCACCGCAACCACUUCUUCAUCGCCAUCAACUGCCUCAUGGUCGGCCUGCAGGUGGCCAUCAUCUUUGUCGGCUCGCGCGCGUUCGGCAUCAACCCGGGCGGGCUCGACGGCACGCAGUGGGCCAUUUCCGUCGUCGUCGCCCUCAUGUGCCUGCCGUGGGCGGUCGCCGUGCGGCUGUUCCCCGAUGCGUGGUUUGCGAGCGUCGCGGCGGUCGUGGGGCGGCCGGUGGUGGUGUUGUAUCGCGCGCUGGCGAGGUUCUUUGCUGCUGUGACGAAGCCGCUCAAGAAUCUCAGGAGGAAGAAGAAGGCUGAUGGGGAUGAGGAGGAGGAGGGUGAGGGUGUUGUCCGGGCGAGGAGCGCUGCGUCGGAGGACGCGCCGGCGAUUGUGGUGUCGAAUGCCCCGGUGGUGCAGGUGACGGAUGUGGAGAAGGGGCCGGCGUCUUCGUAA
This is a messenger RNA of Purpureocillium lilacinum, 3531 nucleotides long. Its product is annotated as plasma membrane calcium. Gene Ontology annotation, biological process: intracellular calcium ion homeostasis; calcium ion transmembrane transport. Lineage: Eukaryota; Fungi; Ascomycota; Sordariomycetes; Hypocreales; Ophiocordycipitaceae. The record is from RefSeq and is a predicted model, not a curated record. Gene Ontology annotation, molecular function: ATP binding; ATP hydrolysis activity; P-type calcium transporter activity. Gene Ontology annotation, cellular component: intracellular membrane-bounded organelle; plasma membrane.